Messenger RNA from Cetraspora pellucida, 606 nucleotides. Lineage: Eukaryota; Fungi; Glomeromycota; Glomeromycetes; Diversisporales; Gigasporaceae. The record is from the annotation of a GenBank genome assembly.
AUGAAUUAUGAAUAUACAUAUCAAAGCCAAUUAUCUGAUCUUAUACUUUUAGAUAUAACAACUGAAAUUAAUAGGUCUUCUAAUAAUAAAAGUAUUGUAAAUGAAAAUAAUACUGAUAACUAUAUAAUUGAAAUAUUUGAUAAAUCCUUCAGGAAUUGGAAUGCUGUUAAUAUUGCUAUUAAUACAUAUGCAAAACAGAAUAGUUUUGUUGUUAUUAAAAUGCGUAAAGACCUUAAUUCUGUAAAUAAAACUAUUGUUCAACAUCAUGUUUAUAUAAAAGUAAUUGAAGAUAAACUUAAUAAGAAAGCACAAUAUAGUCAAAUUAGAAAUUAUUAUAAAUCAAAUCUAUUAGUCAGUUUUCUAUCUAUUUAUGAUACUAUCUUUAAAGACAUAAAUUCUGUUUUAAAAGAGUACUUAGCAUUUAUUUCAUUAUCUCUUCAAAAAGCUCAAAUGAAGCAGUUAUUAUUAUAUCAAGAAAUGAUAAUUACAUUCAAUCAAGUUGAAGAAUCUAAUAAUGAACCUAGUGGCAUAAUUGAACAUAUAUAUAAUAGAUUGCAAAUUAGGCUCCAUAAUCUUUUAUCUGAUAUAGAUGAAGAUGAAAUUUAA